Messenger RNA from Synchiropus splendidus (mandarinfish), 2032 nucleotides. RefSeq names its product protein arginine methyltransferase 2 (gene prmt2). The coding region runs from base 47 to 1294 and encodes 415 amino acids. Lineage: Eukaryota; Metazoa; Chordata; Actinopteri; Syngnathiformes; Callionymidae. The transcript is spliced from 9 exons. Gene Ontology annotation, cellular component: nucleus. The record is from RefSeq and is a predicted model, not a curated record. Gene Ontology annotation, molecular function: protein binding; protein-arginine N-methyltransferase activity. Gene Ontology annotation, biological process: peptidyl-arginine methylation.
UCGGUGUUUGCCGCUCUUUUCAUGCAGUCGUUGGCUCAGAGUUACAAUGCAGACGGAAGACGAGCAUGAACCAGAGCUGUACGUGGCCCGGUGUCAUUUCCUGGCGAGCGGAAGUGACCAGUUAAGCUUCGGCACCGGUGACAGGCUGCGGGUCCACGUCAAGGCGGACUCUGAAUGGUGGUGGGCCGAGCUGCAGGGCGUGUGUGGCUAUGUCCCUGCAAAGUACCUCCGACAGGAGGGAGAGGAGCCGGAGGAGGAUGCUAUGCCCGAGGACCCUUGGCAGGACGAGGAGUACUUCGACAGCUAUGGGACCCUGAGACUCCAUCUGGAGAUGCUGUCGGACAAGAGCCGCACCGAAACGUACCGCCAGGUCAUUGACACCAACAGUGCCUCCCUGCAGAGGAAAGUCAUCUUGGAUCUGGGAUGUGGGACCGGCAUCAUCAGCAUGUUCUGUGCCAAGCUGGCCCAACCUUCAGCGGUGUACGCGGUGGAAGCCAGCUCCAUGGCAGACUACACCAGGCAGCUAGUGAGGCACAACCACUGUGAAGAGGUGGUCACGGUGCUCCAGGGCCGAGCUGAAGACGUCCAGCUGCCCGAGCAGGUGGACGUCCUGGUGUCUGAGUGGAUGGGAAACUGCCUGCUGUUUGAAUUCAUGGUGGAGUCGGUCCUGCUGGCCAGGGACCGUUGGUUGAAGGCAGGAGGAACAAUGUGGCCUUCUUCUGCUACGCUCACCCUGGUGCCAUGUCAGGCCAAGAGCUACUUCCAGGAAAAAAUGGACUUCUGGGAGAAUCCCUACGGCCUUGACUUCACUCCCUUACAAUCUUUGGCACAUCAGGAGUUCUUCACCAAGCCCAAGUUCAGCCACCUGCUCGAGCCUGAGGACUGUCUGGCCACUCCCAGUGACAUCAUCACUUUGGACAUGCAGACGCUGCAAGUGUCAGAUCUGGAGGAAAUGGAGGGCGAGUUUCACUUCAGCGUGCGGGAGCCCGGAGUGUGUCACGGCUUUGCUGCCUGGUUCAGUGUUGGUUUUGAGAGUCUGGAGAGAAAUGCAGCUGCAGUGGUGCUGGACACCGGACCUCACUCUGAGCCGACACACUGGAAGCAGACUCUGUUCAUGCUGGACCAGCCGAUUCAUCUGAACGCAGGAGACUCGAUCAGCGGGUCCGUUCGCCUGAGUAGGAACCCCAUAUGGCGGCGUCACAUGACCGUCAACUUUCACUGGAACAUCAAAGGCCGCUCUGAGAAGUCCGAACAUAACCAUGUGGGCAAAAAGAGUUUCCCCAUGUGGAGGUGACAGCUCAUCAUCAUCAUCAUCAUCAGUCAGCAGAAUACUGGAUGACUGAACUGAACAUCACGACAGACUCUUAUCAUCCUGCUUGCCAUAAUGGACCAUGAAGAAAAGGAUGCCUUUUAUCUUUUUCUUUCAUGAUUUGGCAAUAAAAAUGCUGCCAGUAUCCAGGUGAGGUGCUCUCGAUCCAUGUUCCCACUCUCACCUGUGGUCCUCAGACAUGGGUAGAGAGCAAGUGGAUGAGAUAUGAGCUGCUGAAGAUGGUUUUCUGGACGCUCCCUUGGAGAUGGGUCGAGAAGCGUGGCCGCCCAUGAGAGGCUUGGGGUAGAACUGCUGCUCUCUUUAUUGAGAAGAUCAAGCCACCUUGUGACCUCGCACAGGACCUGUGAUUGGUGGAUGAGAGAGGUUGAACAGAACACCAGGAAAGUAGGGAAACACAGUCUGGCCUUGCUUUAUCGAUGAUCUGACCCAAACCCUCUCCAGGAGUAGAUCAUUUUUGCUGCUCAGGAGGGGGAAUAACAUUAUUAAAAAAGGCGUUCUUGCGUCUGUCUGGUUACAUUAUGACCAGAGUGACUCUCAUCAGGAGCAUGAAAGACCUUCUCACUUCAGGUAUUGGGCUGCAGUGAGCAAAAUCCAAGAGUCCUCCACCACUGCCACCAGUUGAAACGCUCCUGGUUGUUUGGUGCGUUCAAGUGCACUCUGGAAACUGGAUUGUUUUUUCAACUCUUCUUUUUUUGUUCAAAA